Molecule: messenger RNA, 747 nt
Organism: Penicillium antarcticum
Lineage: Eukaryota; Fungi; Ascomycota; Eurotiomycetes; Eurotiales; Aspergillaceae
Exons: 5
Coding region: 1-747 (248 amino acids)
Molecular function (GO): hydrolase activity
Source: RefSeq, a predicted model, not a curated record
AUGUCGUGUGAAGCCUGUCGUACUAUUCCUCCCGUUACCUCGCAGGGAUAUACCCCCGAGGGUCAUUAUGAGACCAUCGCGGGCCUCAAAACAUAUGUGACCGGAAACAUGGACGGAAAAAUGGGCCUAGUCGACCUGUAUGAUGUCUUCGGGCUCGCCAUUCAGACCCUCCAGGGAGCUGAUCUUCUCGCCGUGCGCCUCAACGCUGUGGUGCUGGUUCCUGACUUCUUCGAAGGUGACCCGCUCAAGCCGGAGUAUGUACCGGCUGAUACGGAGGAAAAGAAAAAAAUAAUAGCAGAAUUUCUGGACAAUAAAGCGUCAUUUUCGCGAAAUGCGGCGCUUCUUUUGGAGGCAGUUGAAGAAUACAAGUCUCGAUUCCCAUCUGUGGGCAAAUGGGGUGCCUUUGGUCUUUGCUGGGGCGGGAAGGUCACAGUGAUAGCCUCAGGUGCCAAUAGUCCUUUUGCUGCCUCGGGACAGGUGCACCCAGGACGUAUGGAUGUGGCUGAUGCUGCCUUAAUUUCCAUUCCCCACAUUGUUUUGGCAUCGAAGGAUGAGCCUGCUGAUGCAGUCACUGGCUACGCUAAAGUGAUCGACAGCAAUGAACUAGGUGGACACGUUGAGACAUUUUCUACCAUGUGGCACGGAUGGAUGGGUGCUCGUGCAGACUUGGAUGGAGAGGAGAGUCGAUCUGAAUAUAUGCGAGGGUAUUUGCAACUAGCUGAAUUUUUCGAAAAGCAUCUCCAGUAG